AAAGAACUGACAGCUCACCAAUGUAGGAAUUGCGAUAAAUAUUUUGAAUUGAUUAUUUCGUAAAGAUUCUGAUUUACUAACAUAAAGAAACCAUUUUUUACAAGAUGAUCGAACUAUCCGCUAAAUUGACUACAGGAACUGUAUAUUUAGCUGGUGAAGCAAUAGAAUGUUGUAUUUCUUUCUGUUAUACAGCUCAACCUGAACACAGGAACUCGCAAAGCCACAGUGACACAUUAGAAAAUCUAGCUUGGGCUUCAGCACAGUUCCAUUGCUUCUAUUCAACGUCAGGGGCUCAAGGUGACAAAACUCCAAUAUUGGGGAAAACAACUUCUUUGGAAGUAGCAGCCUGUGAUGUUGGAGACGCAGUGUUCCACAGUAAACCUAAAAUAUUGUUCUGUGACUUGACUAUACCACUAGGUGAAACGAAAACAUUCUGGUACAGAGAAUCUCUCCCCAUAGAAGCACCGCCAUCAUACAGAGGUACUUCAGUGAAAUACUCAUAUAAAAUAACAAUAGCAACACAAAAAGUGGGGUCUCACAUUAAAAUGGUCAGAAUUCCGUUUAGAGUGUUGCCAAUAAGCCCAAUAAUAAAUAUGCAAGAUCUUGCUGCUUUGUGUGGUAAUGAAACUACUGAGGAACUUCACCCGACUAAUCCAUUUUCUGAGGAGAGGAAAGUGGAGACACCAUUGACUAUGGCAUUGCAGGUUUUACAGAAUUUGACAGCAAGAAGAAGUCCAAAUUCAUACAUGAUAACCAACACCCGAGGAAAAGUAGGCAGGUUCUGCAUGUUUAAAUCAGCAUAUAAACUCGGAGAAGAUAUUGUUGGUACAUUUGAUUUCUCUGUUGGAACAGUUACUUGUAUGCAGGUAUCUGUAUCAUUACAACCCGAAGAAGUAUUGAAAACGAAAUCACCCCCCAAGAAUGUGAACAAAGAGACAAAUAGUAGAUCCAUGACAGUAGCAAGAUAUCAUGAAGUGACAUUGGGCUUGACUCAGUCUCAACUAAUACUACCAAUACCCCUGCACAUAACUCCUGCUUUUGAAGUGGAUGAUGUUUCAUUGCAAUGGCGUCUGUAUUUCGAAUUUGUUACCACUAAUGAAAAACUAGUACCAAAUCCCGAAGAUAAAGACUGGAAUGCUCCAUUGAAUGUUCCCAUCGAAACAAUGGUGUGGAAUUUGCCCGUUAAAAUAUAUUCGACUUUACCAAAAGAAAUUAUGCAUCAUACUGUAGGUACAGAUGCAUAUACAUUAAAUAUUAAAUGAGUCUGUAGUAACAAAAAGGACUUUAAAACACUGUUGUGAUGUUAUCCGUACUUAUCUAUUUGUAUUGGAUGUAAUAAUUAAUAUCACAAUAACCAAUUAGAUAGCAGUUAUUGUAAAUAAAUGGUUUGAUAAAAAAUAAUAAGAUUACUUAUAUUUAUAUAAUAUAUGUACUUAAUAUUAACGUUUUUGCUUUUCUAUAUAUAGGCAUAAAAGUUAAGAAAAUAAUUAAGAUUAUGUCAACAAAAACAUUUUUUUUUGGAUUUGGUAUUAGUCAGCACAUUAAAAUGUCGACAAUUAAGAGCUUUAUUCGUCCGCGAUCACGAAAAUCAAAAGUAUUCAAAACGUCAGAAUAAUAAAGGUGAUAUUAA
Bombyx mandarina (wild silkworm) is the source of this 1630-nucleotide messenger RNA. RefSeq names its product RAB6A-GEF complex partner protein 2. NCBI's taxonomy places the organism in Eukaryota, Metazoa, Arthropoda, Insecta, Lepidoptera, Bombycidae. The record is from RefSeq and is a predicted model, not a curated record.